This is a messenger RNA of Rhipicephalus sanguineus (brown dog tick), 1784 nucleotides long. RefSeq lists its product as uncharacterized. The transcript has 2 exons. The record is from RefSeq and is a predicted model, not a curated record. NCBI's taxonomy places the organism in Eukaryota, Metazoa, Arthropoda, Arachnida, Ixodida, Ixodidae. The coding region runs from base 512 to 1417 and encodes 301 amino acids.
AUACGUGAGCAUCAACCGAUUGGUCACGAAUCUGAACCUUUUCGGCGAAGGAACGGAUCACGAAGAGCUGCUACUCGAGGAGGCCCUUGUUCGUAACUCCACGCUCACCACGCUUAGAAUUGGUAGGCUUUGCGGUGGUGAAAGAACUGUGCGUUUCCUCACCAGGAUACUCGCAGAAUGUACCGGCCUAAAGAAUCUCUCACUUGGUGGCUUGCGGGACGAGUUUGUUAAUAUACCAGAGGCAACAUUGACCUCCUGCGUAGACGCACUGGCGGUUAACGAAAUAUUGGAAGAACUCACACUUCCGUAUUCCUUGUGGCAUUCGAACAACUGGAUCACUUUCUUCGCGUUCCUACCAAGAAAUAAGUGUCUAAGGAAGCUAGAAGUUUCCAAUGUGUUCCAAAGAUAUUAUGAAACACAUCCGCCUGUCCUUGAAGCACUGGCACACACAGAUGCACCGCGACGCGUUUCUUUCGGGUCCUACACACACAGAACUGCACAAGUAGACCUGAUGCAUUUCAGUGCCUUUUCAGGUAUGAAUAUUCAUGGAGGCACGAGCGCUCAAGUAAACGCUUUACAGCGACUGCCUUCGUUGAAUCACUUCACUUCCCUCUCAAUAGGUUUACAGGAGCCCGAUCAACGUUUGUUUUACUCUGCCGCCAAUUACUUCCGUGCGACAGCCGUGCUUCGCAGACUGAGUCUGUUCGUCGGGGACGCAGCGGAAGAUGCGCCCUCAUCGUGCUGGACGCUUCUCAUCGAAUCCAUCUCGGCCAACACCAGCAUCGCAGAUCUCUGGAUUUACAGCAGUGACACUUUCUCGUAUACUGGCCACCUCGCUAGAACUGUCACGCUCAGUAGGUGCAUCACGCGAGUGUCCUAUUCAGGAAAAAGAGAAGGAUGGAAACCCAAUGGGUUUGUUUUGCCGAUGUCGUAUGCAAUCGGUGACAACUAUAAUCUCCUGAAAGUCAAGCUUUCCUGCUACCCUAGAAUGGACGCCGAAGCGAGGCGCUGCUGGUUCACCAUCAGGGAAACGACGCGGAGGAACUCUGGCCUAGUUGAACGUGCAGCUGCCUUCAACCAGGCCACACAACUCGAUUGGUACACCGCCACCGCGUUAGAGAAGGUCUCACGAUCUUCAGGCCUAAUCAGAGAGCUCGCGGAGAAGGAUGGCAUCGCCGUAUCCGAUGUGGCCAGGAUGGUGCGAAGUCGUCUCAGGAGCGUCGAAGGGCUGCACGACUUCAUGCGACUCACCGGAGUGGUCAAGGAAUGUGUGACGUGUGCGCCACCUGUCCGCAGUUGCGGCAUGCAACUGCAGGACUUGAACGACGACUGCUGGCGCCUGGUGAGGCGAUACCUGAGCUUCGACGAUGUGAAGUGUUUCACCAUUGCCAAGUUGCGUCACUUCACGUCUAGCUGAGCAUCGGAAACAAAAGAGCAUAUCGAGCCAGAGAAACUGAACAGCUUUAGCUGAACAUUGGAAAUAAAAUUUCAGCGCGCUGGAGGACCUCAACUAUACGUACGCCUAUAUACUCCCUCAUUAUCAUCAAUUGAUUUUGUAAAUUGUUUUUAUCGGCCAAUCAUGCGGGUAAUCCGCUCUCAGAGAGCAGCUCUUGUGCGCCCGUUUGUGACUUUAGCUUUGUGUUAGUGCGUAACCGAAUGAACGAUUAGCACCGAGAAGGAUGGAAUAAUCCCCGCCUUUGCACACCGUACAAAUGGUAAACCAUUGAAGGUGAAACGUGCAUGCGCGAUGUUUAUCACUGGGUUGAUCCUGGCAGGUCAAUAAG